Dentiscutata heterogama is the source of this 939-nucleotide messenger RNA. Lineage: Eukaryota; Fungi; Glomeromycota; Glomeromycetes; Diversisporales; Gigasporaceae. The record is from the annotation of a GenBank genome assembly.
AUGUUGACUACGAAUUUCCAAGUUAUAUUUUCUUUGUUAGGCAUAAUUUUUGUUUUAUUUCUCAAUGUUCAUUCAUUUAAACCUGAACCACGAGGAGGUCAUAUGGUAACAUUAGCUAAUGAUAGAAUUUAUUUCUUUGGUGGUUCACGGCCUAUACCUAUGACCUCAUCUGUAUGGAAUCAAACCCAUCAAUUUAAUCUAUCAGAUGAAGUGUUCUAUUUAGAUCUUUCUUCAUCAUUUUCUGUUGAUUUACCUCCAUUCACAGAUCUUUCUGCUACUUCUCGCAUGCCAUUUGGCUCAGAAAAGGGAACAACGGUAUUAGGAAAUAGAGGUAUACGUAUAUUUCUUAUUGGUGGGGUGCAGCAAAAUAUGGAAACAUUUGGUUAUAACACAACAAAUUCUAGUCUUUGGAUAUAUAAUAUAAAUUCACAACACUGGGACACUAGUGGGCCAGGAACAUACGGACCACCACUUCCAAGGCGUAGAUCCACUGCAACAGUUAUUGAUAAAAAUGGUGUAAUUUAUAUAUAUGGUGGAAGGGUGGAGGUGGACACUGGUUCAGAUGUGUUUACGAUAUUUGACGAUUUUUUCACCUUUGACACCUUAUUAUUGAAAUGGUCAAAUCUAACUGAUCACCCAUCUAAAAGGAGUCAUGCAUCUGCCACUCUCAUGCCCGAUGGAAAAAUUAUUUAUAUAGGUGGUGUUACUCAGUCUGCCCCCGGUGAAGACGCAAAUCGUAUAAGUAUGAAUGAUAUAUAUAUUUUUGAUACUCUUGAUUCAACCUGGUCUCAGAAGUCUGCUUUGGGAAACGACAUUGAUCCUCGUCUUGGACACACAGCUCUCCUAGCACCAGAUAAUCACACUAUAGUUUUCUUAGGAGGCUCACAAAGUUAUGGAUAUAACCACACUACACCACAUCCAAUUUUUCUAUUGUUAGAU